AUGCCAGCGCCGACCGCUUUACAACGCGCCCCCGAAGCGCUCGCCGAAAAUGCAGACACGAGCAUGGCCGAGGCUGUCCCUCUGCCCGAAGACAGCACUCCUCUCCUAGAUAUGGAUAUGACCGCAGCCCCCACCGAAACCCCCACCGAAGCGCCAGAUGCACAAGAUGCACCCACCACGGACAUGUCAGGAAGGCCACAGUUCCCAAAAGGAGGAGAUGUGCCAUUAGCAUUUAGACGCGAGGUGAGCGUGCCGGAUUACAAGUCCCUGGGGCAUCAGGCUGAUCCAGCAUUUCCAGAUGAGAAAGGUUCCAGUACCCCCGCACAGGAUGAGUCCGCUCAAGACCGCGUGGUACGUAUGCUCAGGGUACACAGAGGGCCUAAGAUCUACCCACCCCUCGUCGAGCACUUGAAGCUCCAAGUCCGAAUGAACACAUCGAAAAAGAGCGUAGAAAUGCGCACAAGCGGAGCAACAACCGACACCGGCGCCUUACAAAAAGGCGAAGACUUCGUAAAAGCAUUCUGUCUAGGCUUCGACGUCGACGACGCAAUAGCCCUCCUCCGCCUCGACGACCUCUACAUCGAAACCUUCGAAAUCAAAGACGUCAAAACCCUCCAAGGCGAGCAUCUCGGGCGCGCAAUUGGCCGCAUCGCAGGAAAAGACGGGAAAACCAAGUUCGCAAUUGAGAAUGCGUCGAGGACGAGGGUCGUCCUGGCGGAUCAGAAGAUCCACAUCCUCGGCGGCUUCAAAAACAUCCACAUUGCGCGCGAGGCUAUCGUUUCGCUUAUUCUGGGGUCUCAGCCGGGCAAGGUGUACGGUAACUUGAGGACUGUGGCGGGUCGGAUGAAGGAGCGAUUCUGA
Didymosphaeria variabile is the source of this 861-nucleotide messenger RNA. RefSeq names its product pre-rRNA-processing protein pno1 (gene PNO1). The transcript has 4 exons. NCBI's taxonomy places the organism in Eukaryota, Fungi, Ascomycota, Dothideomycetes, Pleosporales, Didymosphaeriaceae. The coding region runs from base 1 to 861 and encodes 286 amino acids. The record is from RefSeq and is a predicted model, not a curated record. Gene Ontology annotation, molecular function: RNA binding. Gene Ontology annotation, cellular component: nucleolus.